Messenger RNA from Sinocyclocheilus grahami, 575 nucleotides. RefSeq names its product transmembrane protein 74-like. The record is from RefSeq and is a predicted model, not a curated record. The annotation marks the transcript as partial. The transcript is spliced from 2 exons. NCBI's taxonomy places the organism in Eukaryota, Metazoa, Chordata, Actinopteri, Cypriniformes, Cyprinidae.
GGAGCGUGGGAGGGAGAACGGCAGAGAGCAGCAGCCGGGAGGCCAAAAUGCCCAGCAAACGAGAAGGUAUAGUGUGGAUGGCUUGAUGCGGAAAGAAACCAAAUUGAUCCGUGGGAGUGGAUCUGAUGGCCUCGGUGGAGUUACUCUACAUAGAUAAUAGAGGGGGAAGACCUGAUCCCCCCGGCAUACUGGAUUGGUCUUCUAGCCCUCUUCAUGUUCACAGGCUAAACAGUUUGGUGGAAGAAGCUUCUCCCACUCUGAAGGCGCCUGCCUGUGAGGGACAGUGUAAUUCAGCACCAAGAACGGUUCCCGUCAGAGGACACCAUGGCCAGCACCGGCAUCAGCCCACAGAGAAAGUCAGGGUGUGUUGUGACGAGGAGCUGGAGACCUCGUUCACUUACAUCGAUGAAAACGUCAAUCUCCGGUUGGCCACCCCUGACACGAGUGAGAAAAUCUACCGCCAUGCGGCUUCGCUCCAUGACUCCUCGAGCGAAAUCCGUCCAGAGGGCCUCCAGGAGUUGUCGCUGAUGUCCGACAUCGACCUCAGCUCAGAGAGUUCGGGGAAAUCCGUGGAU